AUCGUGUUACUGCAUUAUCUACUUUAUUGUAUUCAGUUCUAACGUAUUAAGAUGUCGUUGCUCGUAGUUUUGUCCAUUGUACUUGGCCUUUGUCAUCAAGUCUUCUGCCAAUCAGAUUUAUCAACAUGUCCAACCCGAAUUCGGACUUUGAAACACGUACGGGUCUAUACAGAUGCAUGUUUACUGUUUGUCGAACAUGAAUUGUCAUGGGACGAUGCUCGUAAAAGCUGCAAGAGCCUUGGAGGAGACUUAGUAACGGUAAAAGAUACUGCAAAAGAAAAAUUCAUUUUGGAUUCCUUAAGAUUGGAGCAUUGGAAUGCAGCUAAUGUGUGGAUUGGUGCUACAGACAGGGCAAAAGAAGGCGACUGGCGCUGGAUAGACGGAAGUCAUGUGACAUACGGGCAUUUUGCAAAAGGACAGGGUAACAAUCACAACACAGGAUUUUUAUUUGCUGGUGGUUCAAACGAAGACUGUGCACUGAUUAGACGAAGUGAUGGUGGCCUCUGGCAUGAUUAUCCGUGUCAUCCAAUCGUAGGGAACUUAGGAUAUCAUUACACUUAUGCCUGUGAAUUCCACAGGACUACUAUGGCGCCGACUACGAUAACUAUGGCGCCGACAACAACUACUAUGGUGCCGACAACGACUACCAUGGCGACGACAUCGACUACUAUUGAAACGAUGGCACCAUCAACAGCUAAUCCCAACAUAGAGACGCCAUCGCCAACAACAUAUAACCCUAACGUAGAGACGCCAGCGCCAACAACAGCAAAUCCUAACAUAGAGACGCCAGCGCCAACAACAUAUAACCCUAACAUAGAGACGCCAGCACCAACAACAUCAAUGCCUAACGUAGAGACUCCAGCGCCAACAACGAUGGCGAAUAUAGAAACACCAGCACCAACUACUCUGCCCAAUGUAGAAACUCCCGCCCCAACAAUGCCAAACAUUGAGACUCCGUUACCAACAACAGCCAAUAAUAUUAUCGUUGGCAACAAUACUGUAAUCAUUGGUAAAAAAAGAAGUCCAUAUUAGUUUACUGAAACCUAAACAAAAUGGUGUUCAAUUGGAUCUUUACUACGAUAUUAAAAUAAUGAAACUUU
Molecule: messenger RNA, 1100 nt
Organism: Mytilus trossulus (common blue mussel)
Lineage: Eukaryota; Metazoa; Mollusca; Bivalvia; Mytilida; Mytilidae
Exons: 4
Coding region: 52-1032 (326 amino acids)
Source: RefSeq, a predicted model, not a curated record